UACCAUUCACGCAGCUGCUUGUGUCGUUUGUUUUUGCGGGCCACUGCAGUCGCCUGGCGCUUCCUCUUCCUCCUCGUCGCGGCCAUUGCUCCGACCUCGCCAAGACCGCCCGGGGGCAGCCAUGGCCGCUCCGCCAGGUUCCCCACGGACGCCGCGCGUGGCCGACCCCGAAGAUAGUCAAACGAGGGCCGCACCGUACAGGCUUAGAAGGCAGAAAUCGGAGAUCCUUCGUGCUCAGUAUAUUGAUGUUAGAGAGCUCAGGAUCUGCGUAGGAACAUGGAAUGUUGGAAGCAUAUGUCCACCCAGUGACUUGGAUAUUCAAGAAUGGUUGGAUACAGAUGAGCCAGCUGAUAUUUACGUUCUUGGAUUUCAAGAGAUUAUUCCACUAGAAGUCGGGUAUAUGAUUGGCACUGAAGAUACUCGUCCAGUUGCAGUAUGGGAGCAUAUCAUCCAUGAAGCUCUGAACAAGAAGUGCCCAGAUAAAUCGAAGUUUGAACGCCAUAGUGACUCUCCUUCACCAGCAAGGUUUAACCCGUCAGAUUAUGUUCUUGAAAUGGAUAAUGGACUGCUUAGUGAAUCCAGCAAUGAUAGUGAUGGGGAACUUCAUCUAUUGGGCAGUGCAAAGCCAUCUGGUUCAGCUCACUGUCUUCAGACAUUGGAUUUAGCCUGUGAUGUUAGCAUUGAUAAUAGAGUUGAAAGGAAAAGAUCACAGUAUGUACGGCUAAUAAGCAAGCAAAUGGUAGGAGUAUUUCUUUCAGUAUGGGUUCGGAGAAGCCUGCAGAAGCACAUCCACAAUGUACGAGUAUCAAUUGUAGGUGUAGGUACAAGAGGUUUUAUUGGUAACAAGGGAUCAGUAUCUGUCAGCAUGUCUAUACAUGCAACUCAUUUUUGCUUUGUAUGUUGCCACUUGGCUGCUGGUGAAAAAAAUGGGGAUGAACUAAAGAGAAAUGGAAAUGUUGAGGACAUCCACAGAAGAACAGUGUUUGGUAACCCAGUUCAUAUAGUAGGCGUGCCCCAGAGAAUAUAUGACCAUGAAAGGAUUAUAUGGUUAGGGGAUCUCAAUUAUCGCCUCAACUUAUCAUAUGAAAGGACACAUGAACUUAUCUCCAAACAGGACUGGGAUGGAUUGUUCGAGAAGGAUCAGCUGGAAAAAGAACUAGGGAAAGGAUGCACAUUCGAUGGUUGGGUUGAAGGAGCUAUCAGCUUUCCCCCAACAUACAAAUACGAGUUUAACUCAGAAAAAUAUGUAAGUGAUGCGGAAAAAGAACUAGGGAAAGGAUGCACAUUCGAUGGUUGGGUUGAAGGAGCUAUCAGCUUUCCCCCAACAUACAAAUACGAGUUUAACUCAGAAAAAUAUGUAAGUGAUGCGACAAAAUCUGGGAGAAGAACACCUGCAUGGUGUGACCGCAUUCUCUCAUAUGGGAAGGGAACCAGGCUACUUUCCUACAAGAGGGCGGAGCUUACGUUUUCUGAUCAUCGUCCUGUGACUGCAGUCUACAUGGCAGAUGUUGAAGUUUUUGUCCAUAGGAAGUUUCAGAGAGCUCUAACAUUCACCAAUACAGAGGUUGACGAUCACCUACUACUGGGGAAGGAAACAGUUGUAGAACCAUUGAACCAUGAGACAGGCAAUUUCCCAGCUCAAGUUCCGUCCAAGGUGAUGGCAAUGCGAUACCGGAUCUCAGAAUCUGCGUGAGGAGGUUCAAUUGCAUUUCUUAUUUGACCAAGAUGUCUAUGAGACCAUGAUUAUGGACCCUUAUCGAGCCAUAGCAUCCUUGCUAGUAUGAUGUCAUUAGUUGGAAUAAACAAUCAUGUAAGAUCGAUCAAAGUCAUAUACGUAUUAAAUUAAAUGCCUAUUUCCAAAA
Panicum hallii is the source of this 1862-nucleotide messenger RNA. RefSeq names its product type IV inositol polyphosphate 5-phosphatase 3-like. The transcript is spliced from 8 exons. Bases 122 to 1693 code for a protein of 523 amino acids. Lineage: Eukaryota; Viridiplantae; Streptophyta; Magnoliopsida; Poales; Poaceae. Gene Ontology annotation, molecular function: phosphatidylinositol-4,5-bisphosphate 5-phosphatase activity; inositol-polyphosphate 5-phosphatase activity; phosphatidylinositol-3,4,5-trisphosphate 5-phosphatase activity. The record is from RefSeq and is a predicted model, not a curated record. Gene Ontology annotation, biological process: phosphatidylinositol dephosphorylation.